This is a messenger RNA of Bufo bufo (common toad), 2454 nucleotides long. RefSeq names its product zinc finger protein 300-like. The transcript has 3 exons. Gene Ontology annotation, molecular function: RNA polymerase II cis-regulatory region sequence-specific DNA binding; DNA-binding transcription factor activity, RNA polymerase II-specific. Lineage: Eukaryota; Metazoa; Chordata; Amphibia; Anura; Bufonidae. The coding region runs from base 107 to 814 and encodes 235 amino acids. The record is from RefSeq and is a predicted model, not a curated record. Gene Ontology annotation, biological process: regulation of transcription by RNA polymerase II.
UUAAGGAAGAGAUAAGAACACCGGAGAGAUGUCCUAGUCCUCUUUUUCCACAGGAUGGUUCAGGAGAACAUCACAAUGUCCCACAGGAUGAUCAGAGCCAUAUGAGAUGGAUGACGAGCAGAGUAUAGAGGACAUUCCUACAGAUAACCGCCCAGAGACUGUAGCUCAAAGUUACAGAAGUUUUGUUAACCGUCAAAGAACUCACACCGGGGAGAAGCCAUUUACAUGUUCAGAAUGUGGGAAAAGUUACAGGAUUAAAUCAAGUCUUGUUACACAUCAGAGGAGCCACACAGGAGAGAAGCCAUAUUCCUGCUCAGACUGCGGGAAACGUUUUACAGAUAAAUCAAAUCUUGUUAAACAUCGGAGAGUUCACACAGGAGAAAGGCCAUAUCCGUGUUCUGAUUGUGGAAAACGUUUUAGCAUGAAAUCACAUCUUGUUAAACAUCAUAGGAGUCACACAGGGGAGAAGCCAUUUGCAUGUACAGAUUGUGGAAAAUGUUUUACAGAUAAAUCACAUCUUAGCAGACAUAAGAGGAGCCACACAGGGGAGAAGCCGUUUUCAUGUUCACAAUGUGAAAAACGUUAUAAGCAUAAAACAGAAUUUGUUAGACAUCUGAGAACUCACACAGGGGAGAAACCAUUUCCAUGCCCAGAAUGUGGGAAGGCUUUUAACCAGAAAUCCGAUCUUGUUACGCAUCAGAGAAUUCACACAGGGGAGAAGCCAUAUUUGUGUUCAGAAUGUGGGAAACAAUAUGGUGUUAAAUCACAUCUUCUUAGACAUCAGAAAAUUCACACAAGGGAGAAGUCAUUAUGAUAAGAAAGCUGGAAAUGGUUUCCUCAGAGAUCAAUUCUUGCUGAGCAUUAGAAAACUUCACUGUCCUGAAUUUGAAAAAAUCAUCAGGGAAGUAGUUUUUUCUUUUAACUUUUUUUUUUAUUGACCGAUACUAGACAGCAAAAAAUGCAGCCAUUAACCGUAAAAGUAAAGUCAAAUGUCAGAGAAAGAGGAAGCAAUUAAGAGCACUAUAUGAGAAUUACAGUAUAUAUGCAAUUAUUGGUGGAGGUGGGUUUGGUGCUGAACUUCUUCUGCCUAUCGCUGUAUUUGGCUAUCUCUAGAACUACCAUAAAAAUGAAUGGAGCAGCUGUGCGCAUGCCUGACUGGCUGCUCUGUUAAUUUUUGGGGGCUCCAUGGGGCCCAAAUUCUUGUGAUUGGUGGGGGUCCCAGUGGUAGGACCCCUAUCAAUCUAAAAGCUAUCCCCUAUCCUGUGGAUAGGAGAUAAUUUAACAUAACCGGAAUAUCCCUUUAAAGACAAAGGAGCACCAUAGAGCAGUGAAGAUGUCAGACUUGUAGCCCUAUUGGCUCGUGUGUUCUCCCAAGGAUACUGUAGAGCAAACUUGACUAAAGAUGCAAAUGGCAAAGUAGGGUUUAUAUUAUGCUGCCAGGACAAGGAAUUGCCAUGAAACCAUUUGGUCCAAAGAAAAUUUGAAUGAACCUCUGCAAUUCUUUGUCCAGGCAGCACAAUAUAAACCCAACUUUACCUAUUGUAGGUCUGUUAUCCAAAAACCCAGAUAUACACCUGUGCGUCCACCACGUGCAUACAGUAUUAUAUACCUGCAUUUGCAUUUAUAUUUGCAUAUCAAAGCUUUUUAAAAUAAUAAUUAAUACAGAUGAGUGAAUCGAUGCUGAAAUUCAAUGUAAAUUUUCCCCAAAGUUCUGAUUCUUUCGAAUCCGAUUUGCUUGCGGUUCGAUUCCGGAGAACUGAGAAAGACGAGAGACAGAAAGAUGGGUUGCUUUUGAUUCGAGUCUAAUUUAUAUAGACACAAAUCGAAUUGGUCGGCCGAUUCGGUUAAAUCAGACCCUUGUUUGAAUUUUAAGCAUCACACACAUCUCUAAUCGUUAAUAAACAUUUGCUUUUAAAACUUCUAUCCUUGUGUUUGGGCUUAUUUUUCUUUGUUCUUUAGUAGUUUGGAAUGAUAUUACCUCAGAACCUAUGGAGAGUGUUGCAAAUAUUGAUAUUAAUUUGAGUCCAGCUCUUCUCCCUCCCUGGUGAGUCCUGUGUAUAUGUUUGUGUGGUCAGAUCUGUGUCUGGUCAUCUAGGGCCUUUGAAGUUGCCUUCUAGCUAGUCACACCUCAGCAACCUGUGAUAACACAGGGCUGGGUCAUAAAACUCAAGAAUCUAUCUAUACUCAGAUCCUCCACAGUGACAUAAGAGGAUGGGGGGAUGGAUAUAGAAAGAGAACGUUUAUAAGGUAUGAAAAACCAGGGCUGGGGCUCACCAAAGUAGUGAAGAUUUGUCCUGGUUUUCUGCCUGCCCCAGCACCUAUGCCAUCAACGUGAGUGUUAGGUUUCUUUUUUAUUUCCUCUAUUUUUAAGAAACUGUUGUACAUUGUAUUUCUGUAUGUCUUUUGUUACACUUUUUUGUGUAUAUAAGCAUUGUGACUCUUUUCGUCAUAUUA